Monomorium pharaonis (pharaoh ant) is the source of this 1145-nucleotide messenger RNA. Its product is annotated as methyltransferase-like protein 23. The transcript is spliced from 2 exons. The record is from RefSeq and is a predicted model, not a curated record. Lineage: Eukaryota; Metazoa; Arthropoda; Insecta; Hymenoptera; Formicidae. Bases 316 to 1110 code for a protein of 264 amino acids. Gene Ontology annotation, cellular component: cytoplasm; nucleus.
GUUCAGAUGCAUCUUAAGAGAAUGAUAUACAGGAGGGUAUCAUUUUCUUCAAUUUAUAGCAGCAUCUCUGAUUCUUUGCUUGUAAAGAGGAAAGAGAAACGGACGAUAAAGGGCAGCCAUCUCAAGUGAUGAUGACUCCGCCAUCAACCACCACUCUCAACAAAACGGCGUCCGUAUCCCCCGUUUAUUCCUCUCAAUGCGAUACGACGCGACGCGCUGGACUGGCGAUACAAAACAGCACGUGAAUGAAUCGGCGAUGGAUACGAUGAGGGACGCUUGUAGCAGCGUGUGCAAGGGGCGCGUGGUCCGCCAGUGAUGCCCGGUCUAGAGGGAGAUAUUUCGCGACACGACACGAGUCCACCUCCCACGCGCGCCCUAAUGUCCGACGAUGGGGACGAUGAGGUGGAGGUGCGUGAGACAGUGAAGAGGUUCGUCUUCAGGUCGCGCAGGACGCUCACGCAGGAUCGCGCGCAGGCCGACGACGCAGAGGAGCGCGAGGAGAGCCUAGAGAUUCUGAUUCCCGAGCUGCUGCAGCCUAAUUACAGCUUUUACACCUGGCCCUGCGCGCACGUGCUCGCCUGGUACCUCUGGGAGCACAGGGAGAGCCUGAUCGGCAAGCGGAUCCUGGAGAUCGGGGCCGGUACUUCGCUGCCCGGCAUUCUCGCCAGCAAGUGUGGCGCGAUUGUGACCCUGAGUGACUCCGCGAGCCAACCGAGGACGCUGCAGCACAUCAGAAGGUGCUGCGAGUUGAACGGAAUCGCGGAACAAGUGAGAAUCGUCGGCAUCACCUGGGGUUUCUUCCUGUCCAGCCUAUUCUCGCUUGGCCAGCUAGAUUUGAUCAUCGGCUCAGACUGCUUCUACGAGCCUGCUCUGUUCGAGGACGUAGUCGUCGUCGUGGCAUUUCUACUCGAGAAGAAUCCCUGCGCGAAGUUCCUCUGCACGUAUCAGGAGCGUAGUGCCGACUGGUCUAUAGAGCAUCUGCUGAACAAGUGGGGAUUGUCAUGCGUGCACAUUGAGCUCGAUAGCCUUGGCACGAAUUCCGACGUUGACUUGCCUGAGUUAAUGCAAGAUCGCACGAUACACCUGUUGGACAUACAACGGGCGGUAUAAAUUCGAUCUAUCAUCGAUCUUCUAUCAUGUUAACG